UUGACCUUUUACAAAACAAAUGGUUUAAGUUGGCUAAAAUCGUAACAAGCUUCUGAAAAAUGAUAACAAAAUUCUAAAUUUUUAAGAAAUCUAUUGAACACAAAUCCGAAAGCAACGCAACCGGAAAUUUAAGCAGAAGAAAGUUAAAUUAUCGAAUUUUAUAAAAAGUUGUGAUAAACAGUGUGAAAUUUGAAUUCCAACGGACAGCUGUGAAAGAAAGCAACCGUUACAUGCAAGUGAUUGUUGGUGCAGUACCUUUUCACAGUUUUAUUGGUUUGAGCAUUUGAAAAGCUUAAGCGCAAUAAAGAGAUUAAAACGAAAUCAUCAAGAGAAUGGAAACACAGCAGACUCAACAGACAGAAAAACUCAUAGAGGGCAUGCUGGAAUUUUUAGACUCAACUAGUGAGGAAGAAGACGAUAGCAACAAGAUGAAAUGCGAACAGAAUAGCCGUGAAGAAGAGAUCGCCGAGGAUUUUACCCUUUCAGAAGGUAUUGAAAAAAAUCCAAUAUUGGGACAAAAUAAGAAAGAAAGAAAACCGAAAAUUUCAAUUGCCAAAGAAUUGUCAAAAAUUAAAAAUGAAUUCCCAGUUUGGAAUACAAAGGAGCACGAAGUGCCCACAACAAAGAAGCUCACUGAUCCAAUUUGGCAUCAACCGUGUAUGUCGAGCGAUAAGUGCGAAACAAUUAGUGCGGAAAAUGAUUGGAAUUCGAAAUUAGAAUCGAACUGCCGACGCAGCAGCAAUACAUAUGUGCAAGAAGUGAAUCGCGCUAUAUACGGUGACACUACCGGUCAUCCAUCAAACGGCAGUGCAGAGUAUUUUCAAGCUGCACAAAAUUACGCUAUUUAUGGUAAGGAUUUUCUUGACUUUCCUGAAAAUCUUGCACCACUUCUAAGUGCAAAAGGUGCAACUACAUCACCGGAAACUGUGCCAUUUGUUGCCAGCUAUGGCAAUGGUUUAUAUCCUACGCCUCCAGCGCCCGAAUCUACUUCCGGCAUUGGAUUCAGUAACCUCAGUAAGCAAUCAUCGACAGCUUCAGCUGCGUAUUAUCAAAUGUGUAAUGGUAUUCAACAGGCUUCGGUUCGUCCUGCUGGCGGCAGCGCAGCAUAUGGCAUGUUUCUCGGCAAUAAGGUUACCUAUGUUGCGGCUGCUCCUGCUACACCACCACUUGUAUAUAAUCAACAUUCGUCGACUACAACAAAUUUUAUUUCAAAUAGUUUAGCCAAUGCUGCUCUGGCCUCUUCGCCAACUAUACUUUAUUCCAAUCCAAUGCUUACCACAACCACUCAACAAUAUUUGAACACAUUUUUUAAAGAAACUCAGUAUUUGAGUGGCGCUACAACACAGGGCACGACUAUGGGCACUACUACAGGCAUUUAUGAAAGGCUCGUGUAUGCACAGAUGUUGCAGCAACAAAUCUAUCAUCAAACACAACAACAAGCAGCUGCGGUGGCGGCAAUGUUCCACAAAAGUCGUUCAACCCGUGCCACUAACGGUGGCGGUGGAGCAGCUCCAAUUCCAUGUGCACAAAAUAUAUCCGGAGUGAAUAUAUGCGGCAGACAAGCAGCAAUGGCCGCCAACGCAAGUGACAUGCUGGUUAAAUCAUCGCCAGCCAUCACGCCCAUUGCUGCCAAUGGCAAUGAAGAUAAUGCGGUUCCCAUGACUGACUGAUAAGAUCCGCACAUUGCUUUUACUUUCUUGUUGUAUACUAGUAGUCUUCUCCUCUUUGAUGUUAACAUUUAAUUCCCUGAAUAAAAAUAAUUAAAUGUGAAAAAA
Ceratitis capitata (Mediterranean fruit fly) is the source of this 1775-nucleotide messenger RNA. RefSeq lists its product as uncharacterized. The coding region runs from base 333 to 1670 and encodes 445 amino acids. Lineage: Eukaryota; Metazoa; Arthropoda; Insecta; Diptera; Tephritidae. The record is from RefSeq and is a predicted model, not a curated record. The transcript has 5 exons.